UCGGGAGCCGCGCUGGUGGCGCGGCGGAUGAAAGGGGGCCCGGCAGCGCCCGGAGCGCGGGCGCUCUGACGGGCCGCAGGGCCCCGCUCCGCCCAUGGCCUCCUUGCUGGAGGACCCCGUCCUGAUCCGGCCUUUCCGAGGCCACUUGGCGGCGGUGACGGGCGUCGCCUUCAACGCGGACGCGGCGGGGCUGGCUACCUGCUCUUUGGAUAGGUUUCUUAUGGUGUGGAAGCUGCAGGCACGAUGCAGAGCUUACAGAUUUGUAGGCCAUGUGGAAGCGGUCACCAGUGUAGAGUUCUCACCAGAUGGGCAGCUACUGGCUUCAUCUUCUCAAGAUCAUACUGUCAGACUGUGGAUUCCUUGCAUUCAUGGAGAAUCAUCAGUAUUGAAAGGUCAUACAGCAUCUGUUCGUAGUGUGAGCUUCUCCCAUGAUGGCUGCUCUCUAGUUUCAGCAUCCAAUGAUAAAUCAAUAAAAAUAUGGAGUGUUUGCAGUCAGCGCCUUUUGUUUACCCUAUUCCAACACACUCAUUGGGUUCUCUGUGCCAAAUUUUCACCUGACGGAAGAAUAAUAGCAUCUUGCAGUGAGGAUAAAACUGUUAAGAUCUGGGAUACAAGAAAUAAAAAUUGCAUUAAUAGCUUCUCAGAUUAUGAAGGAUUUGUAAAUUUUGUGGAUUUCAACCCAAGUGGAACGUGUAUAGUUUCUGCAGGUUCCAAUCAUACAGUAAAACUGUGGGAUAUUCGAAUAAACAAGCUACUGCAGCAUUUCAAAGUUCACAGAGCAGGGGUUAAUUGUGUAUCAUUCCAUCCUUCUGGUAACUACCUCAUCACUGCUUCUACUGAUGGUACCCUUAAGAUUCUGGACCUCUUAGAAGAAAGACUUAUUUACACUCUCCAUGGACACAAGGGACCUGUACUUUCUGUGGCUUUCUCAAAAGGUGGUGAAAAAUUUGCCUCAGGUGGAGCAGAUGCUCAGGUAUUACUAUGGAAAACCAACUUUGAUUCUUUUGAUUACAAAGAAGUUCUUAAACACAAUUUUAGAAGAACACAUAUUGAUGAGUCUCCUCAUCUACUUGAUAUUUACCCGAGAUCACCUCAUCUCCACGAUGGAAAACUUCAGUCAGUUGAGGUUGACCCUACAUGUGAUGUAACUGAUACACAAACACCUGACCCACCUGUCAUAGAGAUUAGAACCUCUUCAUCUCUCAGGACUCUGAUAUUUGGGAUGGCAGCAAGAUCUCCAUGUAUCCUUUCUUCCUUGAGGCUGAACAAACCUGGUUAUCUGCCUCUGCUUAUAUAUCAUGUGUUCCAGCCCCUUCACCAUCUUGUUCAACCUCCACUGGACUUGCUCCAGGAUGUCAGUGUCUAUCUGGGAUGAAGAAGACCCAAGCAGGACACACAACUCCAUACAUUUAAGGCUGAUGGCAAAACUGGAGAGCUACACCGGCCCCCUGCUUCAGUCUCAGCAAGAAGUUCAAAAAGGAAAUCAGAGAAUGAGAGCAGAUCAGCUGUGCGUAAUGA
Empidonax traillii (willow flycatcher) is the source of this 1518-nucleotide messenger RNA. RefSeq names its product POC1 centriolar protein B (gene POC1B). Gene Ontology annotation, cellular component: ciliary basal body; centriole. The transcript is spliced from 12 exons. Bases 95 to 1375 code for a protein of 426 amino acids. Gene Ontology annotation, biological process: cilium assembly. Lineage: Eukaryota; Metazoa; Chordata; Aves; Passeriformes; Tyrannidae. The record is from RefSeq and is a predicted model, not a curated record. Gene Ontology annotation, molecular function: protein binding.